AUGAGGUUAAUAUCAUCACUGGCCUUGGCGGCAUCACUAGCCUCUUCAGCCACAAAUGGAUCAACGAUACCGAGGAGGGACUCCAGUGCGCCAGUUGCGCCGAGAGUAAUUGGCCUGGAGACGGAGAGACAGCACAUCCCGAACCCGCUGGAGCGGGACAGGUUAAGGAGGAGAGCCACCGUCAUGGCUACUCUUGAUAACGAGCAGACGUUAUACUUUGUCAACGUCUCCAUCGGCACGCCACCACAGAAGCUUCGUCUUCACCUUGACACCGGCAGCAGUGACCUGUGGGUCAAUACAGCCGAUUCGAAACUCUGUUCCAUGUCAUCACAGCCGUGCAAAUAUGCCGGAACCUACAGCGCUAACAGCUCCUCGACAUAUCAAUACGUCAGCAGUGUCUUCAACAUUUCGUACGUUGACGGCUCAGGGGCCCAUGGCGACUAUGUCUCCGAUAUGGUCACGGUAGGCACCACCAAGGUCGACCGUCUGCAGUUCGGAAUCGGAUACACGAGCAGUUCGGCGCAAGGGAUUCUGGGCAUUGGGUAUGAGGCCAACGAGGUGCAGGUCGGACGUGCUGGGCUCAAGCCGUACCGCAAUCUCCCCUCGCGUCUAGUUGAAGAGGGCCUCAUCGCUUCCAACGCCUACAGUCUUUACCUCAACGACCUGCAGUCCAACAAGGGCAGCAUCCUGUUUGGCGGCAUCGACACGGAACAGUACACAGGCACUUUGCAGACUGUCCCGGUCCAGUCCAACGGCGGCCGCAUGGCCGAGUUUCUCAUUACCUUGACCUCGGUCUCCCUGACUUCGGCAGCCAUUGGCGGCGACAAUAUGGCCCUGGCCGUGCUGCUCGACUCGGGCUCCUCCCUCACGUACCUGCCCGAUGACAUAGUCAAGAGCACGUACAGCGCCGUGGGCGCCCAGUACGACAGCAGCGAGGGCGCCGCCUACGUCCCCUGCUCCCUCGCCAAUGACCAGGCCAAGUCGAUGACCUUUACCUUUUCGGGCAUUCCCAUCGUCGUUCAGAUGAGUGAGCUCGUCUUGGAUCUGGUGACGUCCAGCGGCCGCCGCCCCUCGUUCCGCAACGGCGUCCCCGCCUGCCUGUUCGGCAUCGCCCCGGCCGGCAAGGGGACCAACGUCCUGGGCGACACGUUUCUCCGCUCAGCCUACGUCGUCUACGACCUCGAGAACAACGCCAUCUCGCUAGCCCAGACCAGCUUCAACGCCACCAAGAGCAACGUUAAGGAGAUCGGCAAGGGCACCAAUCCCGUGCCCGGCGCCGUCGCCGUCGCGCAGCCCGUCGCUGCUACUUCGGGCCUGUCGCUCGGCAGCGGCAACAGAUCCGGCUCUGGCGCCAUCGCCCGGGCCGUCCCGACCCUCUUGCUCCUCGGCACGGCCUUGUCUGGUUCGUUGUUGACUCUGUUCUAG
Messenger RNA from Pyricularia pennisetigena, 1425 nucleotides. RefSeq lists its product as uncharacterized. The transcript has a single exon. NCBI's taxonomy places the organism in Eukaryota, Fungi, Ascomycota, Sordariomycetes, Magnaporthales, Pyriculariaceae. The record is from RefSeq and is a predicted model, not a curated record. Gene Ontology annotation, molecular function: aspartic-type endopeptidase activity. Gene Ontology annotation, biological process: proteolysis. The coding region runs from base 1 to 1425 and encodes 474 amino acids.